UUAUAUUGAAAAUGAUCAAAUUAUCAUUCUGCAAGAAUCAUGUGAGCGAGGACGAAGUGUGUACAAGUGUGUCCUGAGACACAGCCAUAGACCGUUUUCCUCUGUACAAGACAAAUUCCCACACAUCACAGUUUUAAGUCUGGAUAGAACACAUUCAGGGCAUUUUUAGAAAAAAAAUGUUUGAAGGUUUAACUAUGAAAACUCCUCCUCCGUGGUCUUUAAAAAAUGACUGACAUUGACUGAAUGACUGAAUUCACCACUCCUAUGAAAAUAUGAUAAUAUUUUGUAAUUUCAAUCUGGCUAAUUCUCAAAUUGUUCAUCAUAAACAAAUGUGUCAGAAAAACGCUAUGAGGAUUCAAAUCAGAAUACGACUUUCUGUUAUGGAAUAUGUCCUCUGUAGUGGACACCAGGACAUACAGCAUGUUUAGUAGGGUUGCUAAGGUGUUGCUCUCAUUGUUAAACUUCUUUUUCACUACAUGUUGCCCCAAAAACAUAUGCAAAUUAGAUACAAUGUAUAUAUGUAAUGUAAAGAAAGGGAAUACCCUUUUAUGGUCGUGUUUACACAUAUUCCAAAUUAGAAUAUCAAAUAAUUAUGUAAUAUAUUUCAUAACAGUUCAGAAUCAUCUUUUAGUUAGAAUCAUCAAAAAAACCCCCCAAAAAAACCAGUCCUGAUGUCCAGAGAACAUAUAAACUAUAAAAUACAUUUCUCUCGCUCUCUCAUUUGUUUGUUACUUCAAUGAUAAAGAAGAAAGGGCAGACUGAUAAACACUCACUCACAGAACUACUGUUAGCCCCCGCCCAGGACUAUUCCAGCUCUUUAUGAAGGGAGAAUGUAUGUGCAUUUGAGAAUGUAUGUCUGUGUGUUUUUAUAUGUUUGUACGGGAUGUGGAGUAGGUAAAGCUUGGUUUAUCAAAUAAAGUGAGAAAUGAAAGAGCUUGUCAUUAGAUGACUGCCAUCUACUGGAUAUAUUGUGAACAGUCCCUCACCCAGGUUUUUUUUUUUUUUUUUUGUGCAUUAGAAUCACAAUCCAUUUUUAUGAGAACUGAAAAGUUAGAUUUGUUAAACUAUUACUAUUAACAUAAAAUAAGCCUACCAUAGAAAGUGGCUAGCACAACAUUACAUGAUCCCAGUUCUCUGUUAAUUGUGAACGUUUAUUUAAUUUAUUUUUCUUUUUAAACUUUUUUUCUUCUUAAUUUAUUUUUGUUGUUGUUAAAAUAAAGAAAAAUGUUUAUUGCUAGAAAAUAACAAAUAUCACACCUCUGAGUUUAAUGUAAUAUUGGUAACUGUUGUUGAAUUUAUUCUGUGAAAAUUCUGAAACAGAGAAAGUGAGACCCAGAGUGACGUCUUUCUUAACGCUCAUGUGACACCACCUGCUCUAUAAAACAUUGCUGACUCGUCAUACAUUAAUGAGUCAAGUGGCUGUAUGAGAGAAAGUAAUAGAGAUGUGGAUCACACUAUAUUUAUGUUUUUAUCUGUCCUUUACCUGCAUCUCUGCAUCUUCAAUCACCAGGUCAGGCUCCUGUCAGCUCCAGGGACGCUUCAAGUUGAAGGGGAUGUACCAAGACGGAGACCUUAUCAUCGGAGGCCUGUUUGCAUUUCAUCUCAUCACAGUGUUCCCAGAACUGAACUUUAAAAGAGAACCGGAACAGUCACAUUGUGAGCGAUUCUAUAUGGCAAGUUUCCAGCAGGCACAAACUAUGGUAUAUGCCAUAAAUGAGAUCAAUAACAAUCCUAACCUGUUGCCUAACAUCACCCUCGGUUACCAUCUGUAUGACAACUGUGUAAAGCUUGGACUGGCAUUCAGGUCUGCAACCGCCCUGCUUAGUGGGACAGAGGAGAUUGUUUCCAAUUUCAACUGCACUGGCCCUCCUCCAGUAAUUGGGAUUGUGGGGGAUCCUGGAUCCACUCACUGUAUAGCAAUCUCCAGUGUGCUGGGACUAUUUCGAAUACCUAUGGUUAGCUACUACGCCACCUGCUCCUGUUUGAGUGACAGGAAAAAGUAUCCUUCUUUCUUCAGAACAAUCCCCAGUGAUGCCUUCCAGGUGCGGGCUAUGAUUCAGAUUUUGAGGCAUUUUGGAUGGACUUGGGUUGGUCUUCUCUACAGUGAUGAUGACUAUGGCAUCAACGCUGCUCAGUCCUUCCAAAAGGAAGUGCAGUUGUUUGGAGGUUGUGUUUCCUUUUCUGAAAUCUUGCCUCUUGAUAACAACCACGUAGACAUCCAACGCAUUGUACAAGGGAUUCAGGCCUCUACAGCAAGAGUGGUGGUGGUGUUCUCCACAGAAGCCUAUCUGCUGCCUUUGAUGGAUGAGGUUGUAUUGCAGAAUGUAACAGGCAGGCAGUGGAUUGCAAGUGAAGCUUGGGCCACCUCCCCUGUGUUUCACACUCAGCAUCUUCUGCCCUUUCUAGGAGGCACUCUGGGCAUUGCCAUCCGUAGAGGAGAGAUCCAGGGACUUCAUAAAUUUCUGCUACGCCUCCAUCCUGACAGUAAUUUUAAAAAUAAUAUGGUGAGAAUCUUCUGGGAGAACAUGUUUGGGUGCAGCUUUGACACUGGAGGUAGAGAGGGAGAAACAAUGUGUACUGGACAGGAAGAUUUAAGCAGCACAGAAACAGCAUACACUGAUGUAUCAGAGCUGAGGGCCUCAUAUAAUGUGUAUAAGGCAGUUUAUGCCCUGGCACAUGCAUUACAUGGCCUUAUGCAGUGUGAGGAGGUUAGUGGGCCAUUCAGUGGGAACAGAUGUGGCGAUAUAACCAACCUAAAACCCUGGCAGCUGGUUCACUACCUACAGAAAGUGAACUUCACCACAGGAUUUGGGGACCGUGUGUCAUUUGAUGAGAAUGGAGAUGCUCUGGCAAUCUAUGAUGUGAUGAACUGGCAGCCAAGCGCUGAUGGAUCAAUAGUUGCUCGAACAGUUGGUGUGGUAGAUGAAGGGGCAGCAAGAGGGAAGGUGCUCACAUUGGAGGAGGAUGCAAUAUACUGGAACUUAGAGACAAAUAAACCUCAACAGUCUGUGUGCAGUGAGAGCUGCCCCCCAGGCACCAGGCGAGCCAGAAGGAAGGGCCUUCCUGUUUGCUGUUUUGACUGCCUACCAUGUGCAGAUGGAGAGAUUUCUAAUAUAUCAGAUUCAAUUGAGUGCACAGUGUGUCCAGAUGAGUUCUGGUCCAACCCAAAAAAGGAUGAGUGUGUCCCGAAAGAAGUGGAGUUUCUAUCCUAUGAGGAACCUCUGGGUAUUUCCUUGAGCACUGCUUCCUUGCUCGGCACCUGUAUCUGUUCUGCAGUGGUUGUCAUCUUUGCUCAUCACCGCCAUACUCCAGUUGUGCGAGCUAACAAUUCAGAGCUCAGCUUUCUGCUGCUGUUGUCACUCAAACUAUGUUUUUUGUGUGUGCUGCUUUUCAUUGGCCAGCCUCAGUUGUGGACCUGCCAGUUAAGACAUGCUGUGUUUGGCAUAAGCUUUGUCCUGUGCAUCUCCAGCAUCUUGGUGAAGACUAUGGUGGUAAUAGUUGUGUUCAAGUCAUCUCGACCAGAGGGUAAAAGUGCUAUGAAAUGGUUUGGAGCAACUCAACAAAGAUGCACAGUUCUGGUCCUAACAGCCCUCCAGGUUGUGAUAUGUACAGUCUGGCUAUCAAAUGCAUCUCCAGCACCUCAUAAAAAUAGCCAGUAUAUCAGUUCCAAAAUAGUAUAUGAAUGUACCAUUGGAUCAGUGGCUGGGUUUUCCAUGCUAUUCGGCUAUAUUGGUCUUUUAGCAGCAGUAAGUUUCCUGUUAGCCUUCCUUGCGAGAAAUCUACCAGAUAAUUUUAAUGAAGCAAAGUUCAUCACUUUUAGCAUGCUGAUCUUCUGUGCUGUGUGGAUUGCAUUUGUUCCAGCAUAUGUGAGUUCACCAGGGAAAUAUGCAGUGGCUGUAGAGAUAUUUGCCAUCUUGGCUUCAAGUUUUGGAUUACUGGUUGCCAUAUUUGCUCCAAAGUGCUACAUCAUUAUUUUACACCCAGAAAGAAACAAUAAAAAAGCCAUCAUGGGAAGAGCAACCUAAAAAACCAAAAACAGUCAGUUUUAAAUGCUGAACAAAUGUACUGCUUGUUGAAACUUGAAUAAACAGCUUUGAUACAGGUUAAGAACAAUUAGCAGCUGUUUUCAAUCAAAUAAGCUUGGCUGGUUUUCAGAUAAGUCUCUGUCAGGUCUAACAAACCCCUUACGUACCCUCACAUAAAUUGAAAUAUUCAGUUCAAAGAAACAUUUUAUCUAAAAAUGAAUUUAUGAAUGAUUUACACAGAAAAUAUGAAUUUAAAUCAUCCUAGCAUGCAUAUUGUUUAUGUCUUGUGUGAAAUAGUAUUUUAACAUUUACAAAUUGGCCCUUAUUGUAAGCCACUCACCAUAACAUAAUUUAUUUAUUUAUUUUUCUUAAUGAAUACAAUGGUCUUUUUUUUUUUUUUUUGUAAUCUACAUUAUGCCACAAAUGCUGUUGACUGAGUUUAACUUUUAUUAUUAAUUCUUCAAAUUAAGUAAAUAAAUAAAAUAUUUAAAUAAUUUAUUAGGGGUUUUUCUUCUGUUAGAGCUUUCAGUCUUUAAGUGCCACCUUCAUAUAUUGUAGUCAGCGUACACCUACAGGCAAUAUUAUGAUGUUAUGUUAACCUUAUUAAACCAUGCCUUACUAAGAACAGGUGGCACAGAAUGAGCGAUUAUGGGAUGAGAUGUUGCAUUCAAAUUCAUAAUGGAGCUUAAAGGAAUGUGAAUUAAUUAAUUAAUUAAUAAAUGUGUGUGUGUGUGCAGUGGCGGUUCUACAUUGAAUUACUCUCCGGGCGAGACCCCCUCUGAGCGCAUCCAGAGUUUAUUUGGCACUCGACAAUCAACAGAUUUCCCAUCCCCCAACACUGUCACUCACGACCAGAAGUCAAGCCUAAACCAGUUCACCUCCACAUAAUCGUUUUGUAUUACCUAUUUUUAGUAGCCAUUUCACACAAUUCAGAAGAAACAAAAACAUGCAAAUUAUAAGCCUGUGCUUUAAUAUUAUGAAUGAAAUGUGCGUUAUUUGGAAGAAAGUCAAGGUGUGACUGACUUUAGCCCACUUGUCCACUCCAUUUGGGAGAGGUGAACUGUACCCUACGCCCGCGCCCCCUCCCCUUUCCACUUCUCACUUCUCACUUCUCACACAGCUUCUGUGCGUGGCACCUUCUCAGCAAGCAGGGGCGCCAAUUUGCCAAUUCCCCGCACAGAUAUAUGAUAGAUAAUAGAAAACCGCUUAGCAGCGCAGAUUAUUUUUUAUUUUUUUUCCAGUGCUUGUGCCACCACCCACGUGUCAUGACAAAAUGCCGCCCGGGGCCUGCCCGGUUCGCCCAUGCCUAAAACCGCCACUGUGUGUGUGUGCACUUGUACAGCUAUCUUUGUGAGGGCCGGUUUGAGUUUUAGACCAUCGGAGUGAGGAUAAUCUUGUAAAUUGAGGACAUUUUGGCCGGUCCUCACUUUCUGGGAGCCCUUUAAAGGCAUGUUUGAGGGUCAAGACUUGGUCUUAGGGGUCAGGUUAUAAUUGGGUAAAGGGUAGGUUUAGGGUAAGGGUUUGGGUGAGGCACUUAGUUCUGAAGGUUAGGGUUAGGGUAAGGAGCUAGAGAUUGCAUUGUGUCAAUGUAUGGCCUCACAAAGAUAGCUAUACAUAUUAUUUUAAACUUGACCGUCGAGUUCACUUUGUGUGUGUCACGAAUCCGGUCUAUGAACUUCCGUUCACUCACCACCAGAGGUCACUCGCUCACCACAUUGACUCUCACACCACACAUCACACUGGACUCCAUUUCCCAUCAUACAUUGCACUGAUGACACAUACACAGCUGAUUAUACUGAUUGCACAUAAACAGCUGAAUGCUCUGAUCACACAGCUAUCAUCACACGCUCACCUAAGAGCUAUUACAUACACUACAUACAACACUCUCAGAUCCUGAUCUAGUUGCCGAGUAUUGUUCUGCGUUUAGCACUCCCCUAGUGUUAGCUGCCUUACCGAGCCAUUCUGUGUUUCUGUUUAAACUCCAGUAUUGUUCUGCAUUUAUCAUUCACCUAGUGAAUGCUGCUUUACUGAGUCUAGUCUACAUUUCAUGUUAGUCUUGUCAUCUCGUGUUGACUUGUUUUCCUUUUCCCUGACUCCUGCCUGUGUAUAUUGGAUUAACCCUUCGCCUUUCUGUUUGGACUCUGUUCGCCCCUGCUUGGACUAUUGCUCGUGUUCUUGGAUUACCCCUCUUGUCUAAACCCUUUGGAUAUUGUUCGCUGAUCUACGACCCACGCAUGCCCUCGGAAGUCUUGUCCUCAACAUAUCUGUUUGCUACUGUUUGAACUAUGCCUGUUAGGACCACAUCUCUGUCUAAUAAAAGCCUACA
Messenger RNA from Onychostoma macrolepis, 6351 nucleotides. RefSeq names its product extracellular calcium-sensing receptor-like. The coding region runs from base 1443 to 4025 and encodes 860 amino acids. The transcript has 6 exons. Lineage: Eukaryota; Metazoa; Chordata; Actinopteri; Cypriniformes; Cyprinidae. Gene Ontology annotation, cellular component: membrane. The record is from RefSeq and is a predicted model, not a curated record. Gene Ontology annotation, biological process: G protein-coupled receptor signaling pathway. Gene Ontology annotation, molecular function: G protein-coupled receptor activity.